This is a messenger RNA of Bursaphelenchus xylophilus (pine wood nematode), 1817 nucleotides long. NCBI's taxonomy places the organism in Eukaryota, Metazoa, Nematoda, Chromadorea, Rhabditida, Aphelenchoididae. The record is from the annotation of a GenBank genome assembly.
AUGGAUAAAACGGCCAAAAAGCGCAUCCUCAACUUAAUGGGAGUCUGCGAGAGUUCCAAUGUUGAUGCCCGUCGCAAUAAAGAGAUCAAUGAUCAAAUCGAAAAGGAUCGUCGGAUCAAUGAUUCUACCAUUAAGCUACUUCUAUUGGGUGCGUAUUUCCAUUGUUUUGUACCGUACUUAAUUUUAGGUGCCGGUGAGAGUGGAAAAAGUACAAUCUUGAAGCAAAUGAAGUAAGUUCUCUUCGUCUUCGAGCCUCAACAGUGCAGUAAAUUUUUUGGUAAUAAGAACUAACAACUCUAUGAAAUUUUAUUGUUACGUAGUAAUUACUACUAUUUAAAAUUGAGAAUUGCAGAAUUAUUCAUGAUAAUGGAUACUCUGAAGCCGAUGCCUUACAGAAGAAAUCAAUGGUUUUUGCGAAUGUUAUUCAAGCCAUGCAUUACAUGGUGCAGGGAAUCGAGAGGCUAGGCCUAAGGUAUUCGAACCCAAAUUCUGUGGUGAGUAAAGGAACUUAAUGAAGUAAUUUAAUCCCUUUUAUUUACCUCGGAACCUACUGUUCUUUAGGAACAUGCCCGUCUAAUAGAUGCCGUUAUAAAAAAGAAUAAAGAAGGUGAUCCCAUUGCUGACAAUAUCUACGUAGCCAUUAAAGAAUUGACCCUUGACAAAGCCUUUAAAAAAGCGUUGGAACGGCGGAUGGAGUUUUAUGUGCCAGACUCCUCAGUACAGUAAGUAUUUCCUAGAAAUACAGGUUUGUAGUCUAUCAUUACUAAAUUUACACUCCUCGCAUGUCAGCUAUGGCUAUUUUUGAAUAAUAAUAUCUUAGGAAAUUGCCUGAAUCGUAUUUUAGUUUCAUCGAAUCCCUGGAUCGGAUAUGUAAUCCGAGUUAUAUCCCCAGCCAACAGGACAUUCUUCUGCUUCGUAUAUCAACAAUGGGUGUAAUCGAAGUGACUUUUAAGAUCAAGGACAAACUAUGGAGGUAUGUGUUAUUUGGAACGGAAGCUUUCAUUAAGAGCCCGAGAAUAUAUUAAUCCCGCCCGCUUCCAGAGUGUUUGACGUAGGAGGGCAAAGAUCACAGCGGAAGAAAUGGAUCCACUGUUUUGAUGAUGCAAGGGCUGUGAUAUUUGUUGUCGCGUUGAGUGAAUACGACCAAGUUUUGAUAGAAGAUAAUACCACGGUAAGAACAGGGCGAUAGGAACGUACUGUAUGACAAAUAAGGGCAAAGAACUGGUUUAUUAUGAGAACGAAUUAAAAAUUCUGCUUUCAAAUUUGAAUGAAAUAUAUUUUAAAGCCAACGUAAAUUAGCCAAAACUCCAGUUUUUCAUUCUAAAUUGCAAAAAUCUUUAGUUUUUUCUCUUAGAAUAUGCGAAACCCCGGCAAGACCAUCUGUCAUUUUUUUUUAUUGUUUUUUGUCAUUCCAUUUAUUAACAUCAAAAAGACACAUGUUCAAUUAAUCUCGCACAUGUCAAUUCCAGAACCGAAUGCUUGAAUCCAUCCAGUUAUUCAAACAAGUCUGUAACAACAAGCAUUUCAUUGAGACUUCCAUCAUCCUCUUCCUCAACAAAAAAGAUUUGUUUCGAGAAAAGAUUGAAGAGACGCAGAUCCCCCUAAAGAAGACCUUCCCCGACUAUAAUGGGGACCUCAAAUACGAGCCGUGUGUCAAAUAUAUUGAGAAGAAAUUCUUCUUGGCCAAUGAGGUCCCCAAUAAGAAUAUUUAUUGUCAUCAGACCUGUGCCACGGACACUCAGCAAGUCCAGUUUGUGUUGGAUUCGGUCAUGGAUACAAUCUUGAGCUCAAAAUUGAAGGGAUGUGGACUUUAUUGA